AUGGGUGGUAACGCAGAAAUAGUCGACGGUUACGGCUACCUGACCGUUCAGCGCGCCCUCGACAUCGCCCGCAAUAGCGAAGGCGGCGUCGACCCCCUCAUCUCGCGCUUCCUCGAAAAAGCCAUUCUUGACCUUUGGGCACGUUUACACGCCCAACCCAACACCUACAUCCUCUCAAAAGACGAGUUCGCCCUCUUCAACUACUUCCGCGCCCGCUUUCAGUCCUCCGACAUCGCCCAACGCGCCGUGAAGCGCUUCUGGGACCACUACGAAGGCGACCCAAACUCCGUAGACCUCAGUGAUUAG
Messenger RNA from Mytilinidion resinicola, 306 nucleotides. RefSeq lists its product as uncharacterized. Lineage: Eukaryota; Fungi; Ascomycota; Dothideomycetes; Mytilinidiales; Mytilinidiaceae. The transcript has a single exon. The record is from RefSeq and is a predicted model, not a curated record. The coding region runs from base 1 to 306 and encodes 101 amino acids.